AUGGUGAAGGGGAAACUGAUACUAAUUAGCCAGUGUGGCGGCGAAUUUGUGAAGAAUGAUGAUGGAACAUUGUCUUAUGAUGGAGGAGAGGCUAAUGCAAUAAAUAUCAACAAUGAGACAUUGUUUGAUGAUCUGAAACUGAAGAUUGCCGAGAUGUACAACUUGGAUUUGGCAACAAUUACCGUGAAGUACUUCCUGCCAGGAAACCGGAGAAAUCUAAUCAUGUUAAAAAAUGAUAAGGACCUAAAGAGGCUGCUUGAUUUUCAUGGAAAUUCAGUGACGGCCGAUGUCUUCAUAUCUGGCAAACAAGGGUUUGUUCGGCCCGCUGCACAUAUUGGUUCCACCGGGGGACUUGGGGUAAAGGUGGCUGAGUCUGUGGACAAUUUACGCCCUUCCCCUCCGACAGCUGUUGAUGGUGGCACCCCUGUGAUGGUUUCGGACACUUUGGUUGAUGUCAAUGUUAUUAUGGAGAGCCCUGGCCAAACCACGAGCACCUCAACUCCUUCCUCCGCUGAUGAUGGUGAAGCUGAUGGUGAUUCUGAUUAUGCUCCGCAGCGCCAUGUAUCUGUUGCUGAUGACACUGGCCACAUACAUGUCAACUUCAAUGUGGGUAGCACUCCGGCAGAUACCGUUAAGAAGAGAAGGCGCAAUGCUGCUUCGAAAGUCGGUGGCAAGGUCACAGUCAUCACCUCAGAUGCUGAUGAUGAUAUUCAGGAGGCAAAUAGAUCUCGAAAGAAGAAUGGUAGAGGGAGGAAAGUUGUUUUAGUAGAUGAUGAAGAGACGGGAUUGAAAGGAGUUCCCAUAUCAGAGGAUUUUGAUAGUUCGUAUACUCUUGUUAUUCCUGAUCAAGAUUUACCAGAAAAUCUUGUUGCAUCAUGGAGAGAUGGUAUUACGGGUGUUGGUCAGGAUUUUGAAAGUGUGAAAGAGUUUCGUGAUGUCCUGCAGAAAUAUGCUAUUGCUCAUCGAUUUGUCUACAGAUUGAAAAAGAAUGAUACAAAUCGUGCCAGCGGUGUUUGUGUUGGUGAAGGCUGUCCUUGGAGGAUCCAUGCAUCUUGGGUUCCUGCAUCUCAAUCGUUUAGGAUCAAGAAAUUUGAUAAUCAGCACACUUGCGGUGGGGAAGCUUGGAAAUCCGCUCAUCCUGGAAGGAACUGGUUGGUUAGCAUCAUAAAAGAAAGGUUACGAGAGUCCCCACAUCACAAGCCUAAGGAUAUUGCCAAUGGCAUUUUACGGGACUUUGGGAUUGAAUUAAAUUACACGCAGGUGUGGCGAGGAUUAGAGCAUGCUAGGGAGCAGCUUCAAGGUUCGUACAAAGAUUCAUAUAAUCAGUUGCCUUCUUUUUGUGAGAAAGUUAUGGAGACAAAUCCUGGUAGCUUUGCGAAACUUAUUACGAAAGAUGACAAAAGGUUUCAAUGCCUUUUUGUUUCAUUUCACGGCUUGAUACAUGGAUUCCUUAAUGGCUGCCGCCCAAUUUGUUUUCUUGGAUCAACAUUAUUACGAUCCAAAUACCAGGAAAUUCUGCUGACUGCAACUGCUAUUGAUGCUGAUGAUGGGUUCUUCCCAGUUGCAUUUGCAAUAGUUGAUGUCGAAAACAAUGAUAAUUGGAGAUGGUUUCUGGAACAACUGAAAUCUGCAUUGUCAACUUCACAGCCAAUCACUUUCGUCUCGGAUAAGGAUAAAAAUUUGAAGAGCUGUGUUCUGGAAGUGUUUGAUAACGCUUAUCAUGGCUAUUCAAUGUUCCACCUGGUGGAAAGCUUUCGUAGGAGCUUGAGGGGCCCAUUUAAUUGUGCCGAUGGAAGAGGGGUUUUACCCGGUAUUCUUCUUGAUGCUGCACGUGCAGUUCGCCUUGGCGGUUACCAGAAAAUAAUGGAGCAAAUUAAGCAUAUAUCUUCACAAGCGUAUGAUUGGAUAAUCCAGGUUGAGCCUGAGGGUUGGACGAGUUUGUUAUUUCAAGGUGAACCCUAUAACCAUAUUGUGGAGAAUGUUUCUGAAACAUAUGCCAAGUUAAUGGAGGAGGUGCAGGAAGCUGCAAUAAUGCAGAAGAUCGAGGCUCUCGUGCAUAUGAUAACUGAUUUGGUUGAAAAUCGUCAAACCCGAUCUAACACAUGGUCGACCAAAUUGACGCCAUCAAUAGAGAAAAAGCUACAGGAAGCUAUGCUUAAAGCACGUCGUCUGAAAGUGUUGUUCUCGUCUGACGUCCUUGCUGAGGUUCAUGAUGAUUGUGUUCAUGUUGUAAACAUUGAAAACAAGGAAUGCACUUGCCUUGAAUGGAAAGAAAAUGGGCUACCUUGUCGUCAUGCCCUUGCAGUCUUGAACAGUAAGGGUAAACAUAUAUACGACUAUUGCCCAAAGCAUUAUACAGUAGAGCGCUACCGUUCAACAUAUUCUGUGUCUGUUAACCCCAUACCUGCCAUCAGCCAGCCAGAAGAAAAAGAAGAGACUGCUGGUGAUGAUGAAGACUCUGCAGAGGUGCUUCCCCCUGAUCCUCCUAAAUUAACCACCCAAGAAAAGAGGGAAAUUGCCAGAAUGGAAGCUUUGGCAUUGAAUAGGCGGACGGUCACUUGCACUAGGUGCAAAGAACCGGGACAUAAUAAAGCUUCCUGCAAAGCAACAUUGUGA
Messenger RNA from Oldenlandia corymbosa var. corymbosa, 2616 nucleotides. The record is from the annotation of a GenBank genome assembly. NCBI's taxonomy places the organism in Eukaryota, Viridiplantae, Streptophyta, Magnoliopsida, Gentianales, Rubiaceae.